Molecule: messenger RNA, 2205 nt
Organism: Pogona vitticeps (central bearded dragon)
Lineage: Eukaryota; Metazoa; Chordata; Lepidosauria; Squamata; Agamidae
Source: RefSeq, a predicted model, not a curated record
AUUAUGUGAAUUUGUCACAGGUUCUGGAGGACGGCGCUGGGUUUGAGGCCGAGCACAGCCGGGAGUUUGGGAUAUGGAUAACUUGACUGUGGCCGCUUCAUGCACCUACCAUGAAGAGUUCAAGCAGAUCCUGCUCCCUGUGGUCUACUCCCUGGUCUUCGUGGUGGGGCUGCCCUUGAACUUCAUUGUCAUCGUCCAGAUCUGGCUCUCCCACAAAGCCCUGACCCGCACCACCAUCUACAUGCUCAACCUGGCGGCGGCCGACUUGCUGUACGUCUGCUCUUUGCCCCUCCUCAUCUACAACUAUUCCCAGAAGGACUACUGGCCCUUCGGCGAUUUCACUUGCCGCUUGGUGCGCUUCCAGUUCUACACCAACCUGCACGGCAGCAUUCUGUUCCUGACCUGCAUCAGCGUCCAGCGCUACCUGGGGAUCUGCCACCCUCUCUCCACCUGGCACAAAAAGAGGGGGAAAGGGUUCACCUGGGGGGUGUGCGGGGUGGUGUGGUUCAUGGUCACCGCCCAGUGUCUGCCCACGUUCACCUUCGCCUCUACGGGCAUCCAGAGGAAUAGGACGGUCUGCUACGACCUAAGCACGCCGGAACGCUCUGCCGACUACUUCCCGUAUGGCAUCACCUUGACCAUCACGGGCUUCCUGAUCCCCUUUAUCUCUAUCCUGGGCUGCUACUGUUGCAUGACCAAGAUCCUCUGCCAGAAGGACGAGAUGAUCGGCCUGGCGGUCCGCAAGAAGAAAGACAAGGCCGUCCGGAUGAUCAUCAUCGUCGUCCUGGUUUUCGCCGUCAGCUUCUUCCCUUUCCACCUGACCAAGACCAUGUACCUGAUCAUCCGCUCCGUACCGGGAACAUCUUGCUUCACCAAGCAAGCCUUUGCCAUCACUUACAAAUGUACCCGACCUUUCGCUAGCAUGAACAGCGUCCUGGAUCCCAUCCUCUUCUACUUCACCCAGCGCAAGUUUCGGGAAAGCACCAGGCACCUCUUGGAUAAAGUCAGUACCAAAUGGAAGCACAAUUCAUGAAAGAUGGACAGUGAUAGAGCGUAGAAGCUGUUCCUUCUGCCCUUCAGCGAAGGAAGGGGGUGAGUGAUGCUCCAGUUUCGGGCCAACUCUCAGGCAACCUCUCUUGGCUGUUGAGACCCUCGUUGCUCGGAGAUCAGUCUGGCAUGCUGGAGAGACUAAUGAGCUCUCUCCGGUUGCCACUCCAACCCCUUUGAGAAGACCUCGGCUUCUUCAGGGAAGGAGGAGAAUAUAAACAAUAGAUCUCUGGUACGUUCCUCUCUCUGUCUCUCUUGGAGUUAUGGUUGGGAAGAACCCUCCAUCUUGGUUUUUGGAGAUCCCAGCUCACCCAUCAACCCUCCGCAUCUUAUGGGUUGCCCAAGGGACCAAGAAGAGCAGAAGAAGAAGAUGCAUAGUUGCAUCAACAGAGAGAACGUCUCAAGCGGACGUGGUCACCAAGAACAUCGAGAUGGGACGAUUAGGUCUGAAUGGCCAGUGAGAAAACUCCCUUAAGUAAACCCCCGUGGGGGUUCCGGAUGGGGCUUUUUCAUGACAUAGUAGUAUAACGAUUCCACUGAGUGGCCUUGAACCUUCAAGUCUAUCAUGAAAUGUGUGGUUUCAGAAGUUUACACCGAGUUGAUCUUUUGAAUAAAGGUCUUCAACGUACUCGCAAACGAACGAUGACAACUGGAGAAUGAAUGAUAGCCUGGGGCAGAGUUUGGUCCCGACGCAUUCCAAUUGGGUGAGGUGCUGCUGAAGAAACACGGCCUUCUGGAGUCCAUGCACACACCCUGUUUCUUAGACCAAUCAGUAUUUAUUGGCUUAAUGCUGUUUCUGUGCUCCUUUGACUCCUUACCACUGACUACUGCCAUCUGAUUCCAUAUUGGUUGCGAUGCAGUCAAGCUGGAAGGUCUAGUAAACAUCCUUCCUGGUAAACAGGGAAGGUCCUAAAUCUUGUGAAGUUUGUGUACCAACCAUCACGGACACCAUAGAGCCCAGGAAAUAAACUGUGGUGUGGAAUUUGCACUUGCUUCCUGGGAAGAAAUUAAGAUUUUCCACCCUUGUAGUACCGGAGGGAGGAAAAAUCUAAUAUUGCUGCUCUACUCUUGUAUUCAUGGACUGUUACAUUCAUAUGUUGUUGUUAUUGUUGCCGUUGUUGUUGUUUCAACUUAUAUACUACCCCAUAGCACUUAAAA